Molecule: messenger RNA, 624 nt
Organism: Ilex paraguariensis (yerba mate)
Lineage: Eukaryota; Viridiplantae; Streptophyta; Magnoliopsida; Aquifoliales; Aquifoliaceae
Source: the annotation of a GenBank genome assembly
AUGGACUUCUCUCCCUCCUCCCGCCGGAAUCGCAAACCCUCAACCUCGAAACCCGACAUCUACUCCACCGUCGUAAUCCAUGACACAGAUAAUGACGACAAGAGAAGCCCCAAAAACGACGCCGUCCAAGGUGACAUCUACGCCACAAUGAUCCGCAAAGACAACGACAUGGAUCCGAACGACGAAAUCGACGACGACGACGAUGACGAAUCUCUCCCUCCUCUCCUCAAACGCAUCCCCAAAGACUUCGACGCCACAGCCAUCAAUUAUGAUGACGGAAACGACGACGUUUCUAUCUCCGGUACAAUGAUCAUCAAACCCGAUCGAAAAAGUUUCAACAAACCCACUCCCUCUUCACCUUACAAUUUCUCUUCGGCUAAAAAAUCCUACAGUAGUUCCCUAUUUUCCUAUCGAAAUUUAUCGAUUCCGAAAAAAGAAAUUGAGGAUUCUGAAGAUGAAGAUGACAGUAAUUUUUCAACGCUUGUGGGCUCUACCGGCCCAUUCAGGCCCAAGCCAAGUUACCUCUGGCCAGUUGCAAGUGCCAAGAGCCAGUUGGCCUCCAUGAUCAGUGGGGAAGAUCAGUGGGGAAGUUGUUCCAUGUUCAGCUCAGCAAUGGCCUCCUGA